Molecule: messenger RNA, 1206 nt
Organism: Aureobasidium musti
Lineage: Eukaryota; Fungi; Ascomycota; Dothideomycetes; Dothideales; Saccotheciaceae
Source: the annotation of a GenBank genome assembly
AUGCCUAGAGAUAAAUCGUCAUGGCAACCGUCACAGAAGCGUCAAAGAGCUACUAAACAGAACAAAGGCCCAAUUCCUCUACCGACUGAGAAAGGCUACCAACAAGACAAUGCCAUCUCGACUGCUGUCCAGCAGUCUCUGUUAAAUGUCUUUCGCGAUGCGUGUAACAAGGGCUCGCCUGCUGAGCUUGAAAAUCUGCUGCAAGAGGUAAAGGGUCACCUCUUCAAUCGCGACUUUGCCACCGCCUUUGGAAAGGACGAGUAUCUCGAGGCAUAUGCUGCAAGGUGGAGUCCGAGCAGAGCAUUGGGUUAUGCUCAGAUCUUCUCUGACCUCACUCCUGAAAUUGCUGAGCUACUUGAUCAGAAGACAUCUGACCUCAAGGCGCCAAUUCAGGAUGAAUCAGAGCUAUCAGAGCAAGUCGAAGCCAAAUUGACCCUGGAAGGAAGUGCAGACUCGUCAAAACCUCUGAACGUCGUCUGUCUAGGUGGUGGAGCAGGUGCUGAAGUUGUUGGUCUUGCUGGCUGGCUCAAGCAUCUCAGAUACAACGCACCUUCAUUUGAUGACAAGCCUCACGCUGACAUAUCCAAUCUCGACAUCUUUGGUGUCGAUGUUGCCCGAUGGGACAAGGUCAUGCAAGAUCUGCACCAAGGUGUCAUCACCCCUCCGUUCCUGUCCAAGUAUGCAUCUGCUGCUGCAAAGGCCGCCAAUAUGGCCGUGCUCCCUCCAGAAGUCUUCAAUGUACGCUUCAAGCAGCAAGAUAUCCUCGACACUGACGCUGCUGGAGUCGCUGAUCUGCUCGCCAACAGCGACAUCGUUACCAUCAUGUUUACAUUGAACGAGCUGUACAGCACCUCUGUAGCAAAAACCCAGAGGCUUUUGUACUCAUUGACAGCUUCGAUGCGUCCUGGGACAUUGUUGCUGGUCGUAGACAGUCCUGGAAGCUACUCUACCGUCACACUCAACGGUGCCACGCAAAAGUACCCUAUGCAAUGGCUACUCGACCACACAUUGUUGUCGCCNAAAAAGAAUGCAGAGAAGGGCUCACCUGCCCAAUGGAAAAAGCUGGUGUCUGACGAGUCCAGAUGGUUCAGGUUGCCUGAUGAGGAUCUCAAGUACCCGAUCGACCUCGAGAACAUGCGUUACCAGAUCCAUCUAUACCAAAGACAGGACGAGAAGCAGCAACAAAAGCAAGACCAGCCGGAGUAA